AUGUGUGUUUGUCCAUUAUGUUUUUAUGGAACACGAUGUCAAUUUAGUUCAUCAUUAUUUGGUCUUUCACUCGAUGCUAUUUUAGGUUAUCAUAUUAAAGUAAAUGUAAACAUGAAAAAUCAGUCACAUAUUGUACAAAUAAGUCUAGUUUUAACAAUAAUUAUGAUCAUCAUAGGUCUUAUCAAUGGUAUAUUAUCUAUGAUUACAUUUAAGAAUAAAGCAACACAUCAAGUUGGUUGUGGUUUUUAUCUCUUAGGUUCAUCAAUUACUACUUUACUUAUUGUAAUCACAUUUGCAAUGAAGUUUUCAAUACUUAUCAUAAUACAAAUGACAUAUAAUACAAAUCGAUCAUUCCUAUAUAUUCAAUGUUUAUCAAUAGAUUUUUUCUUACGAUUUUUUCUUAAUAUGGAUAAAUGGUUAAAUGCAUGUGUGGCUGCAGAACGAGCAUUUGCCACAAUAAAAGGAGCUAAUUUUAAUAAGAAGAAAAGUAAACAAGUAGCUAAAUACAUUAUUUUGACUCUUAUUUUCUUAACAAUUAGUACAACUAUUUAUGAUCCUAUUCAUCGACGUCUGUUAGAUGAUGAUGAUGAUAGUGAUGAGAAACGUAUUUGGUGUAUUGUUACUUAUUCGUCUAAUCUUCGGAUAUUCAAUUCAAUAGUGAAUAUAUUUCUUUUUUGUGUUCCAUUUCUCAUCAAUAUUCUUUCGGCUAUUAUGGUUAUUAUUAAAACUACUCGACAAUGA
This is a messenger RNA of Rotaria sp. Silwood1, 741 nucleotides long. The record is from the annotation of a GenBank genome assembly. Lineage: Eukaryota; Metazoa; Rotifera; Eurotatoria; Philodinida; Philodinidae.